This is a messenger RNA of Sorghum bicolor (sorghum), 2337 nucleotides long. Its product is annotated as tRNA dimethylallyltransferase 9. The record is from RefSeq and is a predicted model, not a curated record. Gene Ontology annotation, biological process: cytokinin biosynthetic process; tRNA modification. Gene Ontology annotation, molecular function: tRNA dimethylallyltransferase activity. Bases 651 to 1988 code for a protein of 445 amino acids. The transcript has 2 exons. Lineage: Eukaryota; Viridiplantae; Streptophyta; Magnoliopsida; Poales; Poaceae.
GUUGCUAAUAUUAAAAUUCAAACAAUGGUCACGUCGAUGAAAAAAAGUUGGGUGGCGGAAAAAUACGCACAAACUAUUUCGAUGUAAGAACUGGCUUUUUUUGGGAUGGAGAAAAACACUGUCCAGAUAAUUUACUUGCUGUUCGAGUCGACUACGGUGAGUGGCAUCGGGCACCGGAGUGGGCCUGAUGGGCCGUUUUCUUCUUCAGGCCAAUUUGGUGGAUGUGGGAUGAUCUGAAAGGAACAAUGGGCCCGUGGGAUGUCCUCCGAAUCCAAUGCGACCUGCCAGAGCGAGACCUUCUUCCCUCCGCCCAGCAGCCCAGCACCAGGCACACAGUGACCGGCGGACGGCGGCAGGGGACUAGGGGAGCGUCGCCUGUCCUGACGGUUCACGGCCGACGGAGGAGAGGUGGAGGUGCCAAAACUCAACUGGAUUGGUUAGUUACCAGCUCGAUUCUGGUUGUCCAGCUGCCCGUGUUAGUGUUACUGAGAGCAACCUUGCCGACUCGCACCGUGUGUGUGUGUGGGAGGUCACCGUCGCCUCCGCUCCUCAGUCCCCAUAGACGCCCAUUUGGCCCUCAGCGCUCACCGCUCAGGAUGCCCAAACAGGCCUCCACUCCACAAUCCGCAUAGGCACUCUCGUUUCCUGUCAUGUGCUGUGAAAUGAGGCCACAGCUUGGAGCCGUGCGGCGCGCCGUCUGGACAACCUGGCCUGUCCUGUGUUCGCAGAACAGGUCGCCCUCAUCUUUCCGCUCCGCAAAGAAGAUCACCGUGGCGGCAACCGCCUCUCUGGCUCCGAAUCAUCAAAGGAAGAAGGAUAUGGUCAUUGUCAUCUCGGGCCCUACCGGUGCUGGGAAGAGCAGGCUUGCGUUGGAGGUGGCCAGGAGGCUCGGGGGAGAGAUCAUCAGCGCGGACUCUGUGCAAGUCUACCGCGGCCUUGAUGUUGGUUCCGCCAAACCAUCCGCGACGGAGAUGGGCAUGGUGCCACACCACUUGAUCGACAUACUGCAUGCAUCCGAUGAUUACUCGGUUGGAGCCUUCUUUCGCGAUGCCCGGAGAGCGACGCAGGAUGUUCUUGACAGAGGGCGAGUGCCUGUUGUUGCAGGAGGGACUGGGCUCUACUUACGGUGGUACAUGUAUGGCAAGCCAAAUGUUCCACAGUCAUCCAUGGACAUCACUUCAGCUGUGUGGUCUGAGCUCGUCAGUUUUCGGGAGAGUGGCCAGUGGGAGGAAGCAGUAGAGCUAGUGGUCCGGGCUGGUGACCCCAAAGCUCGAGACUUGUCUGUGAAUAACUGGAAGAGAUUGAGUCGCAGCCUUGAGGUUAUUAGAUCAUCAGGUUCCCCUCCAUCUGCUUUCACCUUACCAUACAAUACGUUUUGUGAACAGCAUGACACUGAGGUCUCUGCUGGAGGGAGCUGUGAAGCCAGGAAUAUGGAUUAUGACUUCUUCUGUAUUUUCCUUGCAUGCCCACGCUUGGAACUGUACCGAUCAAUUGAUUUGAGGUGUGAAGAAAUGCUGGUUGACACAUGUGGCUUACUUUCAGAAGCCUCGUGGCUGCUUGAUAUUGGUUUGCAUCCACAUGUCAACUCUGCAACUCGUGCCAUUGGUUACAAGCAAGCCAUGGAGUACCUGAUGCACUGUAGGCAGAACGGAGGUGAAAGCACCACACAGGAGUUCCUUGAAUUUCUGGCCAAGUUUAAGAGUACAUCAAGGAACUUUGCAAGGCGACAAAUUACCUGGUUCCGCAAUGAGAAGAUCUACCAGUGGGUCAAUGCCUCACAACCAUUUGAGGUGAUUGUUCAAUUUAUCUGUGAUGCUUACCAUGGCUGCAGUCCAAGGAUGGUUCCCGAAUCACUUGAAAUGAAAAGAGAAAGUUGCAUGCUCGAAAGUCGUGAUCUCAAAACCUAUCGCUCAGAGAACAGGGUAUUCCGUGGGGAUGAUGACUGCUCUCACGUUUUGAAUUGGAUCAGGAGAACGCAGGGCAAAUGAAGUGUAGCCUGAAUCUUCCAGCUUUUGGGUGCUGACCAAUGAGCACAUGAGGUUUUUAGAGCAAUACACAAUAGCACAGGAAUUUAUUUUAUUGGUUUCAAUUUUGUUUUCAAUCAUAGUGAAAAUGCCUUUUCAAAUUGUUUCAAUGGAAUGAAAAGUCAUAUUUCUUCUUUGGUGUCAUUGCAGCUGCUUAAGCUGUCCGCCAUUGGUAUUUUUGUCAAAGGAUGCUGCUUUCUCACCUCAGUCUGGCAAAAGUCUGAUAUACUAGUUGAGCAGUCUAAGACAGUACAUGUUUGAUUAUUUGUUCUGUACUGGUUACAGAAGAAAUGCAAAGCCAAACUUUUAAGUA